Coccidioides immitis RS is the source of this 1099-nucleotide messenger RNA. Its product is annotated as 60S ribosomal protein L12. Gene Ontology annotation, molecular function: large ribosomal subunit rRNA binding; structural constituent of ribosome. The transcript has 5 exons. Gene Ontology annotation, cellular component: cytosolic large ribosomal subunit; ribosome. The record is from RefSeq and is a predicted model, not a curated record. Gene Ontology annotation, biological process: translation. The coding region runs from base 46 to 543 and encodes 165 amino acids. Lineage: Eukaryota; Fungi; Ascomycota; Eurotiomycetes; Onygenales; Onygenaceae.
CGACCCUUCACCACCAAGGAAGACUGACCACCUUUCGCACUCGCCAUGCCUCCAAAGUUCGAUCCCAAUGAGGUGAAGAUCAUCCACCUGAGAACCACAGGUGGUGAGGUCGGAGCCCAAUCCGCUCUGGCUCCCAAGAUUGGUCCUCUUGGUCUUUCUCCCAAGAAGAUUGGUGAAGAUAUCGCCAAGGCCACUGGUGACUGGAAAGGUCUCCGCGUCACCGUGAAGCUCACCAUCCAGAACCGUCAGGCCCAGAUCUCCGUCGUCCCGUCUGCUUCCUCCCUUGUCAUCAAGGCCCUCAAGGAACCCCCACGGGACCGCAAGAAGGAGAAGAACAUCAAGCACUCCAAGUCCAUUCCUCUUGAUGAUAUCAUUGAGAUUGCCCGCACUAUGAGAACUCGCAGCUUCGCCAAGGAGCUCAAGGGUACUGUCCUUGAGAUUUUGGGAACUGCCUUCUCCGUUGGUUGCCAGGUUGAUGGACGAAGCCCCAAGGAUGUCAGCGAUGAUAUCAAGGCUGGUGAAAUUGAUAUCCCAUCUGAGUAAACGGUGAAUUUACGAAUACAAAGAAAAGCUGUAAUUUUUUUUUUCUCUGUGCUGGUCCAACACUAAGAUAUUCUUAUGGGCGCAAUCAUUAUGGCUUAUGGCAUACGCGGCGCUCAAGGAAUAUUUUUGAUUGCCUUUUUUAUGUGGUUUACGAGGAAUGAGCUACCACAGAAAUGCACUAUCUGACCUCCUCCAUUGAAACGGAUUUUCCGAUCUCGGCACAUCAUGUUGUCAUCAAUCACUGAUUAUCGAACAAACCCAGGCUUCCGGGUUUCGUUUCCCUCCAUUGGAACCUUUGCCACACUCUGGCCUACACCAGCCUAGCUUGAUGCUAGGCAAACGUACCUCACGGUAUGGGCUUAUUUUGACGCAAAGGAGAUCAACGUCAUGACCGACUACUCACCGCGGUAUUCUUGGGGUUGCUGUUUUUCCUUCUGGAGAAUCGGCGCUCGAAGUGGAUACAGUGGUCCAUCAUUUAUGGUCGACAUCUCGCGCUACUAAUAUGUAAUGUUUUAAUGUUAAAGCAAAGAAAAUAACUCUGGUAUCUCUUAUCAUA